This is a messenger RNA of Equus caballus (horse), 1656 nucleotides long. It is a transcript of the gene MAD2L1BP, whose product is annotated as MAD2L1 binding protein. NCBI's taxonomy places the organism in Eukaryota, Metazoa, Chordata, Mammalia, Perissodactyla, Equidae. The record is from RefSeq and is a predicted model, not a curated record. Gene Ontology annotation, biological process: regulation of exit from mitosis. Gene Ontology annotation, cellular component: nucleus.
AAAUAGCCGCGGGGCACCAAGGGAUAUAGAGUCCUCAAGCCGGGGACCUCCCGCAGAAGAGCUCGCCACCGCCCUACAACUCCCAGGAGGCAUCGCGGCGAAACAUGCCGCGCGGGGCUUCGGGACGUAGGCAAGCAGCGCGCCUUUGCGCGCAAAGGCCUAAUGGAGCUGUAGUCUGGCUCCCCGUCUCCACGCUCCGAGCAGGUCUUUUCCUAGGGCCUCGGGGAAUUUCAGAGCCCCGCGGCGUGGGGGUGGCGCAGUCACAGGAGGCGGAAGGUUUACAUCAGAAUCAAGCUUUUUGUACGCUCCUAGGUGCGGCCCCUUAGCGCGAUCUCAGACUACAGGUUUUGAACCAGGAGAGCUGCAAAAUUCAGGACUACAGGUCCCGCCACCCUGCUCGCUCCGCCCCUGCCUCAGUUUCUUCCCUGACAGCUGGCGUGCCGUCGGGAUUUGGAAUGGUAUGAGAAGUCGGAGGAAACCCACGCUCCUCAAAUAGAACUACUUGAGACCACCUCUGCUCCACAGCCUCCCAAUCCUUCGGAGCCCUUUUGCCCCAGAGACUGCAUGGUGCCAGUGGUGUUUCCCGGGCCUGUGAGCCAGGAAGGCUGCUGUCGGUUUACUUGUGAACUUCUGAAGCAUAUCAUGUACCAACGGCAGCAGCUCCCUCUGCCCUAUGAACAGCUUAAGCAUUUCUACCGGAAACCUUCUCCCCAGGCAGAGGAUGUGGUGAAGAAGAAACCUCGAGCCACUGCUGACAUGGGCAGCAGGAAAUGCCAACAAGCCCUGGCAGAACUGGAGAGUGUCUUCAGCCACCUAGAGGGUCUCUUUGCCCGGACACUAGUACCACGGGUGCUUAUUCUCCUUGGCGGCAGUGCUGUAAGUCCCAAGGAGUUCUAUGAGCUUGACUUGUCCCGCUUAGCCCCCAACAGCAUGGACCAGAGCCUGAGCACGGCAGCUUGUUUGCGUCGUCUCUUCCGAGCUAUUUUCAUGGCUGAUGCCUUCAGUGAGCUGCAGGCUCCUCCGCUCAUGGGCACCAUCGUCAUGGCACAGGGGCAUCGCGACUGUGGAGAAGAUUGGUUUCGACCCAAGCUCAACUACCGAGUGCCCAGCCGGGGCCACAAACUGACUGUGACCCUGUCCUGUGGCAGAGCCUCCAUCCCAGCCACGGCCUGGGAGGAUUACAUUUGGUUCCAGGCACCAGUGACACUUAAAGGCUUCCACGAGUGAAUGGGGGUGCUUCUUAAUCGUGAACACAAUGGCUAAAUUAUCUUCUCCGCUGUGGCACCAAGUCGCUUGUCUCUUGCUUGGAGCUAGAGUUGCUUCCAGGUGAGAGGAAGGUACUAUCCUUCUGGCUGCCUGCCUCCCCUCCUCGGACUUCCUGGAGGGUUGAUGGUAUGGCUGUGGCUGUAAUAAUCAUCAUUGAACAACGUCUCUGAAUCAAAGGUUGAUUUUCCUGGUGGGUGCUGGGUCAGGUGUGUCUGUUUGGGGUUGGAAAGCAAACUUGGGCCCACAGACAGACACUCUUAUGGAGGUGGCCACUUUCUGCUUUUUGCUGUGGCCUUUCAGAAUUUUUAACAGGGACAUGAUAAUGUGAGUGUGACUCAUGAACUUAAAUAUAAAAUGAAUGAAUUCGUAUUAAAUUUUCCUGAAACUCUU